GUUUAUGGUAUCCAAGUGAACAACGUGCUGUGCAUUGAAGGUCUCGCGAAGUCUCGUUUCUGUUCAAAAUCUGAGUACACUUCUCUGAUCUUUGUUUUGAUAAUGACAGCACUUGUUCUCUGAGGACUCUUCAGUUAUUAGACAGUGCAUCUUCACAGUUGAAUGAGACACGUGUUCUACGUGUUGAAUUAAUCAGCUCGUCCUUCGUUUAGUCUCUAACCUUUCUCUGACUACUGGCUGGCGAGUGGAUGGAGGGAUAAGUCCGACGAUGAUCAAGAGAAAAAUUCAUUUCUGCAAGAGAAAAAAAUUCAUUUCUGCAAGCCAUUUCUCCUUAUUUCCUUCUCAGCAGGAUUGCGAGAAAUGUACACAAGAAGUGAGACGUUGUGCGCUCUAAUAUGAAUUCCUCCUCUUACUUCUCUCGCGGUGCUGCUGGUUCGUCCACCAAGAACUUCCCUAGAACAGAUUAUGGCGUUGAGCGCUGUUUUGCUUUGGUGUAUGUCUGCGACUUGGCGAUCGUUUUGCUCACCGGAAGAGAGCUAGGGAGAGGUGGAGACUUACAAGACGGCGAUACCGACUUCCCGAUGUUAAGGCUGUAGCUAAUCCAUCUUUGGAAGCAUCCUCGAAACGUAUCGGGAUCCUCCAGACUUUUCACGGAUGCACUUGAAGGAUGAACUGCGGACAGUUCUAACGAUGCGCUUUCUAGCUGCUUGGCAUUGUGUCGCCUCUUUCCUCACCCAUUGGCUACUGACAUGGCGCGAUCGUGUCGCAGCUUGCAAACUGGCGCUGUUGUUGCGGUUCGUAUCAAUCAUAGCUUGUGUGCUUUUGAUGUCCUUCUCGGUACAGCAAGGCUCAGUGUUGGGCGGUAUCCUGGCGAUUAUCGUGCACAUGCUAGCUUGCGCAAUGCUUUGCAAGCUGCUGAAACCGAGAGACGACGACGAGGAUGGCAGUUUUUGGUCUACUAAACUGCGGCUACGAGAUAGGAAUUAUAAUCAACGCGAUCGAGAAGGAGAACGAAGCGCCAGGCGUAAUGAUCAUGAUACAACUUCAACAGAUUUUGAUAAAGAUAGAAGAGGUCGUGGACCAAAGAACAGUAUUAACAGGGUGAACAACUACAACAAAUCGCCCAGACGAGGGAGUAUGAUUUCCAGAGCCUCUAGUCGUGGAGCGAUUUCCUCAAGGAGCCGGGAUAAGGAUAAGAUGAAUGAAAGCAUGACGUCUGCAGCUACAGUUGGAGGAGGUGGCGGAAAUUCCUCCUCGAAUAGGAGAAAAUAUUUUUCUGGUUCUUUGCAGGGUCAGUCAACAACAUCAUCAAGAAAUGGCCUGGUUCAGUACCAGAAUGUCCGAGCCCCAUCCUCUAAUGAUACUAUUGCACCAUUGAGACUGUGACUCGUUUGGCUUUGAAAGAUGAAAGCGGCUACAUUUAACGACCUACCUUUUCAUGCUGAAUUUUUUUGAUAUGAGAAGGCAAUGCUUCGAUAAUUCCCUUAAGGGAAGUUCAACUUGCGGCUCCGACAGACGCUGUCGCAGCGUGGAACCACGCCGCACGUGAGGAAACGCCCUCACAGGUACUUUUCGCGAGGCUCAUUGAGAUUUGAGAGAAAAGAAAAUCUCAAAGGAGGCCAGCACCUUGAAAGUGCCCAACUCAAAAAAUGUUGUAUUCAGUGUGGGCCAUUAGGCUACGUAAAUGGGGAGGGGUCUUAAAAUUUAUCGCAAUCAAGGAAUCAAUGGACCAAACGAGGGUUGUAACUGUGUAAAAAA
This is a messenger RNA of Amoebophrya sp. A25, 1758 nucleotides long. The record is from the annotation of a GenBank genome assembly. NCBI's taxonomy places the organism in Eukaryota, Dinophyceae, Syndiniales, Amoebophryaceae.